AUCGAACCACGCGGGUGCAAAGUUUUAUUCGCAUGACUUCCGCUCCAACGCCAGCUUAGUUUUAAUUCACACUCACACUCACUAUUCCAGUCCCACGGGGUGAUGAACUGAUCAUUGAUUUGAAAACUGCUUCGAAGUACUCGUAAUACGUUGCUCAAUUUCAUGUGUCUACCCAUCGUUGACCCCUCCAGAGAGUUGUGCUCUGCAGGCAUAUUGAGGAGGAGGUUUCCCGCUAUAAAAGAAUGGCUUGUUGCUUCGGAUUUUUAGAAUCCCCUGAAAGCUUUUACUUUCCCUUUUUUACUGGAGCAAUUUAAAGUUACGUUUUCUGUACUGUACGCUGCCGGUCAGACAACUUUUGAAAUUCACCGCUGAGCAAAAUAGAAGGACACCGUUUCGUCAUGUCGCCUAAUUCCUUCUUACCCGCCAUCAUGUUGCUAUUGGUGACGGCUGCUUUUAGCGGGGCAGAUCCAAUCCCACCGUCGCCAAGUCCUGCAAAUAUGGCGUCAGCCGGCGGUGAAAGCUGCAUGGUUCGUUGGAUGCUCCAGUCAGGUGUAGAGCUGACGAUGGCCGAGAAGUACGAAGGUGUGUUCAAGACCAUUGGAAUGACCGAAGCUAAGCUACUUGAGCUAGACACUGAUGUCCUGGCUUUCCUGAUGGGUAUGACGGGUGACCAUGCUACUAUGCUCAAGUCCUGCCUGGAUGGUACCAAUCCUCUAUGUGCUGAUGCGUUCGACCCGUGCAACACCGAGGGAGAGUGUGCGUUCAACACUGAUAGUCGUUCAUACAUGUGCCAAUGCCAACCAGGCAGAACAGGACAUUAUUGCGAGAAUGAGAUAGACGAGUGUGCUAGUGAACCGUGUCAGAAUGGCGGGCGGUGCAUCGACGCACUCAACAGCUUCACGUGUGACUGCUCAGUUGGCCACGAGGGAGACGUAUGUCAAAAACGUUGGCUGACACGGGAUUUGUUCAGUGCUCUUAACGCUAGUUUGGCGAUGGAGAAAGCAAAGAAUGAUAAACUUCAGUCGCAGUUAGCUGAGGCGAACCGCACCAUCAGGGAGAAGGUGAAAGAGAACGCAAACCGGCUAACUGAGGCGAACCACACCACGGUGAAUCGCAUAAGGCAAAUUGAAGGCCCUUUAUCUAAUUUGCAGGAGUUACAACAAUGCAAUGCGGCAUCACUGGGGUUCGCCUAUACAGCGCAUAACAAAAUACUCGGUAGAGAUUCACAAUUGGCUAGCGUCCAGGUCACCAAGAAGCGUGCAUCCACCCUCCUGAGAAUCACUUACUCAACCAGUAUUUCUACUCGAAGUGGUGGGACAGAGUGGUUUGCUAAAAUUGACGGUCAAGAGUGUUCUCAGCCAUCACAUAUCAAUUUCUUUCACGAGAGACAAGGACAGGAAACCAUCCAUAUCCCUGGACAUCUGGAAGGUCUGUGCAGGGCCACAAGCUCGGGACCAAUUAUGCAAGGCCGUCACGUGAUCACAAUUCACGCCAGAGACCUUCUUUCGUACGUCAGUAGGUCUAUGCAUCAUACUCUCGUCGGGUGGAAGUCAACAUCUCUCCUGCAAGUCAGGGAAAUAUGUGACCAAUAAACUAUUUUCGUCUCACAAGAGGGUAUCGAAUCAAAUCACCAUAUACAUGUACAUAUAUUCUCCAGUGUGAUUAACAUCUUGACAAUUCUCACACGGUCCAACCUCUCACUCCUCAAUCUAUUUCCAUUUCUAUGUAUUCCUAUGUAUCUUGAGAGGAUUGGGAGACCUUUAAAUGCAAAGGAUCAUCCGGGGAAGUGAACUGCCUGAAAAGAGAAAAAAAUGCCUGGCCCACCUGGUGGGUCUGUUCUGGCGCGUCCUGGUGGGUCUUGAAUUUUUAUCUUUUCAGGCAGUUCACUUCCCCGACUGAUCGAUGUAUUUCUAUGCAUUUCUGUGUAUAUCUGUACUAGACCACUUCCCCCUGUAUUUAUGUCUAUGUAUUGCUGUGUAUGUCUAGACUAGACCACUUCCCCCUGUAUUUACAUGUAUGUCUACGUAUUUCUGUGUAUUCACUUCUGUGUACAUGUAUGUCUACAAGGAGGAAAUCUUCCUUUCGCCAGCUGAGAGGGGUCAACAAUAAUGUGAAUUGACUCGUUUUGGUACGAUAAAAUGAACAUUAUUAGAUCUAAAAAAGAGAAGAAACACAUGAGAACGA
This is a messenger RNA of Sycon ciliatum, 2184 nucleotides long. RefSeq lists its product as uncharacterized. The transcript has 6 exons. Bases 399 to 1592 code for a protein of 397 amino acids. Gene Ontology annotation, molecular function: calcium ion binding; Notch binding. The record is from RefSeq and is a predicted model, not a curated record. Lineage: Eukaryota; Metazoa; Porifera; Calcarea; Leucosolenida; Sycettidae.